UUCGGACAAAUUGGAGUUUACAACUAGUGAACGUCAGACAUUGAUAUUGAAAAUCUCUUAUCCAAGAAAGAUAUUUUAUUUUGAUCAAGAUAAAAUUACAAGACAGAGUUUGAGAUGGUAGCAAUGUAUGUUUCUGAUAUUACAAGGUUGAUCAAAACUUCCAAAAUUUUUAACAAGAAUUAAUGAGAAUCUAACCAGCAAUGAAAUUGCAUGGUGUUAUCUAUGGACCUUUUUUUUUUUUGGGGUGAAAAUCUAUGGACCAAUUUUAGUGGAUGGGAAAUGGGAUAGAGCUCUUUGAACCAAAUUGUUUUAAUUAAUUGGUAUGUCAUAUAGAUGAUUACUUUGAAGCAAAUAAUUUAAAGCAACGAUAUGAUGUAGUUUGUCAGAUAAAAGAUUUAUGUAUCAAGAUAAGUGAGUGAAAUAAGUUCUAAUUGUGGUCCUAGGUGACUCGUGGUCUUAACGGAUGCACAUCCUAACGGUAACGGACCAACUUAGCUUUUUACAUAUAAUCAACUCACGGUCUUAACAGAUUAAAGGAAUUUUUUUCCGAUGAAAAUGAAUUUUCGAACUUUUAUUAUUAACAUGAUAAAAUACACAAUUUUUUGCCAUAAAUAGGUAUGAUUUCAAACUGAACUUGGCAAAGCAAUGCUAGAGUUAAGAAAAACAAAAUAACUUGCAUUUGAAGGAAAAUCGCACAAAAAUUCAUUUGUGUAGAUUGUUAGUUCUUUUUUUUUUCAACGAAUAAGUCAAUUUUAUUCAGUCGAGACGUAGUCGGAAUAAUACAAUUUCGAGUAACUCACAUGUGAAGGAUAAAUUUACCAUAACAAUGUAUUGGUGUGGAAUGGAACUCAAAAGCACACUUAAACAAACAAAAAAAUCUUACAAAUAAUCCAUUUGGUCUUGGAUAAUAAAAUCAAUUUAACAUGGUAUGCAACACUGUCCUUUCAACAAACCAUUAGUAAUUUCCAUCACAGGGAUGGUUCCAAAACCUACAACCAACAACUUUGGAAAGCAUUGAUAAAGUUAUGGGUACAACACCAUUUCAGUCCCAAAGUUAAAAUCAUUAUGAAACCUUAGUACUAUAAGGCAAAACCCCAUAGAAAUUAGCUUGGCAGCUUUCCCCCCUACAAUCAUUGGACCAUACAUCCCAUGAUUCUUAUCAAUCAUCAUCACUCAAUUACAUUGAUUAAACAACAAAGAAAGAAGUAUUUUACCCAUUCAAAAUGCCUCCCAAAAUCAUAGGUUUCCCCAUCCAACUGUUGCUUGCUGCAGCUGGACACUUUCUAACACCAAUCCAACUUCCCCAUCUCCUUCCUCGACAAUCCCAAUAUUCGACGGACUCCUUAUAAAACCUUACCAUCAACUUCAUUCAAGCUUCAUCACUAACCCCACUUCACCAUCUCUCUCUAAACUGCAAAGAGUCACGCCCUUCAUUUCUUCCCUUAAUGGCGACAAUCUUUUCCGCGACGGGUCCGUCGCUAAUACUAUUGGUGACGAUACUUUCCGUCGUUAUAGGCAGCUCUUUCGCUGGUAACUUCAACAACGACGUCGUAGUUGUGUUUGGAGACGCCCGUGCCAGAAUCGAAGAAAAUGGCAAUCUCAUGAGCCUUGCUCUGGACAAUAGUUCCGGCUCCGGCUUCCAGUCCAAGAACCAAUUCAUUUACGCCAAAGUGGAGAUGAACAUUAAACUCGUCGCCGGCAAUUCCGCCGGCACCGUCACCUCCUUCUACUUAAAAUCAGAGGGAAAUGUGUGGGACGAAAUCGACAUGGAGUUCCUGGGCAACACGAGUGGCGACCCCUACGUCCUCCACACGAACAUCUUCACGAAAGGAACGGGGAACCGAGAGCAACAAUUCUACCUGUGGUUCGACCCGACCAACGAUUUCCACACCUACUCAAUCACGUGGAACCCGGCCCAUAUCGUCCUGGUAGUGGACAACAAGCCCAUCAGGGAGUACCGAAACCUGGACCCCAAUAACAACGUCCCUUACCCACGGGACCAGCCCAUGAAGCUCUACGGAUCCCUCUGGAACGCAGACGAUUGGGCCACCCGUGGUGGAUCCGUCAAGACCGACUGGUCCAAGGCUCCCUUCACGGCCUCCUUCAAGACCUACACCGCCGACGGCUGCGUUUACGGCAAUGGGGCCUCCAGCUGCCCCGACAAGACUGCGCCGUGGUACUCGUCGGAGCGGAUCGUCGGAGAUGACUUGAAGCAGAUGCGGUGGGUUCAGAAGAACUACAUGAUCUAUAAUUACUGCGAUGACGUUAACAGGUUUCACGGCAGCUUGCCGGCGGAAUGUGGCCGGAAGAAGUAGGACAAGUUGAAGGCUAAGGGACAUUGUCGUACUAGUGUAGCUCUUUUUUUAACGUUGGGGAACAUGUUUGAGUCCGGUUGGGUUUUCGCUUUCUAUUUGGGUAGUUCUGCUCCGAGAGAUUGAGAUGAAAAUGUGCGAAAGAAUAAUUGUCACUCAAUACUCUAAUAGUGUGAUUGGAGAUCAUAAAUCACUUGCAACUCU
Linum trigynum is the source of this 2516-nucleotide messenger RNA. The record is from the annotation of a GenBank genome assembly. Lineage: Eukaryota; Viridiplantae; Streptophyta; Magnoliopsida; Malpighiales; Linaceae.